AUGCUGGCGACUCAAAUGGUCGUGCUGGCCACGAUUGCCAUCGUGGAUGGCACGCGGGUGUCCAUUCAGGAGAACCUGGCCGCGGAGCGGCUUGCCAAGACGAAGGACACAGUUGGAAAUGGUUCAAGUCCGACGAACUCUGGACCAUCACCUCAAGACAUUUCUCUGGAAUUGGCCGCCAAGACUGGCGACGUGGCGGCCCUCGCGCAGCACGGUCAGGCUGGGUCCGAUCUGGAUGAGAAAUUGGACUCUCUUGGAUGGACAGCGGCGCACUAUGCCGCGCGUUACGGCCAUGUGGCGGCGCUGAAGGUCCUCCACGAGGCACCCGGCGCCUGUUCUGAGCUGCUCUUCCAGAACGGUUCCAGAACACCGGCCUACCUGGCAGCCAAAGAGCAGGCAAAGGCGCUGGAGGCUUUGGCCGAGGCCAGGGCUGCUUUGCGGAGACUUCCCCAAAAGCAGACGGACUUAGGCAAGAGCAGAUCUUCAGACGCCGGGCGACGAUGGACGGACCCCGCCGCGCACGCGGCCGCGAAAAACUGCAAGGUGGACGCGCUACGAGUCCUCAUUCAGGCCGGUGUCAACAUCAAUGACACGGACUUCGAAGGACAAACGCCAUUCGACGACGCUGCCAGCGGGGACGGUGCGGACUGUUACGAGGCUCUGCAGCUUCUCGUGCAGGAAUCACUGAAACUCGGUGGCUUAGUGGGUACGUUUUCCCUGUUCGUGGUCCUAGGUUACUAA
Messenger RNA from Symbiodinium sp. CCMP2456, 741 nucleotides. NCBI's taxonomy places the organism in Eukaryota, Dinophyceae, Suessiales, Symbiodiniaceae. The record is from the annotation of a GenBank genome assembly.